Messenger RNA from Oncorhynchus tshawytscha (Chinook salmon), 2541 nucleotides. Its product is annotated as myelin-associated glycoprotein. The record is from RefSeq and is a predicted model, not a curated record. NCBI's taxonomy places the organism in Eukaryota, Metazoa, Chordata, Actinopteri, Salmoniformes, Salmonidae.
AGCGAGAGGUCUCUUCAUGGCAGCGCGAGUGGUGGCGUGACGGUUAGCUUAUAGUAGUACGUGUGCUUGUUGUUGGGGACAGGCUUGUUGGCGCUGAGGCUAGAAGCCCAAGAGAGGGAGAGAAACGCCUGCGACACUCACCUGACUGCACAGAAUCCAUAGAACCCGGCAGACAGGAUUUUACAACCUGCGGAGAUACACAAGGGAACUACACGCCCGGGGAGAACGUAGAACCAACAGAACCGAGGGGAGGAACCGAAAGGGAGCCGGAGCCUGGUGCUGAAGCUGAGAAGUUAAGGGAGAGGGCUGUUGAGGUGUCUGGGUGUGAUUGGGCACCCUCUAGUGAACAUUACUACUACUACUACUGCGACCACUAAGCUGAGGAAUCAGAUAUUUUCUGUCUUGGCUACUUUUCGCCCAUUAAGCAAUUCAAGAGGCCUCUGGUUCAGGGUUAAAUAGACACCAUGUGGUGUUUGGAGCUGCUUCUGCCGCUGUUGCUAAUCGUCAAAGAUGUCAGUGGCCAGUGGAACGUAUGGAUACCCAGGGACAUCUCAGCCAUGACCAACUCCUGCGUGGUCAUCCCCUGCACAUUCAUGUACCCGUCCGGUAUCCGUCUGCACUACGGCAUCCACGGAAUCUGGUACUUUGGCCAGCCCUACCCCCAGCUGUUCCCACCUGUGGUGUUCAAGACGCGCACAGAAAUCGUACAUGAAAGUUACCAAGGGCGUACCAAGCUCAUCGGGGACCUGCACCAGAGGAACUGCACUCUGCUCAUCAGUAAUAUUGGUACAGAGCACUCAGGGAGGUACUACUUCCGUGCCGACCUGGGCGGUGCCAACAUCUACACCUACCCAGACUUCUCUGAGCUCAAGGUGCUGGACCAGCCGAACAUUGACAUCCCCGAGGAGAUAGUCGCUGACGAGAAUCUGGAGUUGACCUGCUAUGCUCCAGACAACUGUCCAGAGAAUAGCCCAGAGAUCCAAUGGAUGUACACAGACUACCUGCCUGAACCUGAGUAUACCUCAGACUACGUGGCAGAGAGCAACACAGCCGUGCUGUCCAGCACGCUCACCUUCACCCCCAGGCCCAUGCACAACGGUCAGCUGCUGGGCUGCAGGGUCUCCUACCCCAACACCACCCUGGUCUACGAGAGACUCAUCUCUCUGGACGUCAAGUAUGCCCCUCGCUCAGUGUGGGUGAACGUGUCCGCGGAGGUGAUGGAGGGCAGCUCGGUAACGCUGCACUGCGAGGUGGACAGUAACCCUCCUCCCAGGAUCUCCUGGCUAUUUGGGGACCAGCAGCUGCUGUGGGACAGAGCCUCCAAUGCCUCGCUCUCCCUGGAGGACUUAACCCCCUCUCAGGAGGGUAUCUACACCUGUGUGGGGGAUAACGGCUACGGCGUCAUGAACACGUCCAUGUAUCUGGCCGUCUUGUACCCUCCCAGUGAGCCAGUGGUAAAUGGCUCCCUGACCAUUUUGGAAGGUUCCUCCAUCUCCCUGCAAUGUAGCACACAAGGCAAUCCCACGCCCACCCUCACCUGGCUGAAGGACGGGGAGCUGGUGGGCACCAUCACGGCCGCGGAGGUGUCUGUGCUGGAGCUUCUGAAGCUCAACCCUCAGGGAGACGGACAGUACCGCUGCCUGGCAGAGAACGAACACGGACGAGCCAGCAGCUCCCUCAACAUCACUGUGGAAUACGCCCCAGUCCUUCUGGACGAGUCCAAGUGCACAGUGGUGAGGGAGGGAGUCCAGUGUGUUUGCAUGGCUACGGGUAAUCCUGAGCCAAUCAUCGAGUUCUACCUCCCCGACAAGAACAUCACCGUCAACGACACGGACGGCCGCUACAACUACUACACGCACACGGACGGCCACACGUCCACGGGCAUGAUCAAACUACGGGAGAAGGGCGAGCGCCUGGGCAACAGUGCUGUCAAUGUGCACUGCAGCAUUAGCAACAUGUACGGGUCGGAGAGCUUUCAUCUGGAGCUACAGCAGGAGAAGAAGUACAUGAUGGCAGUGAUCGUUGGCACCAUCGGUGGAGUGGCUGUCAUCGCCUUCAUCAUCGCAGCAGUGAGAUAUGUGGGCCAUAACAACAAGAAAGAGAAUGGAAACCCUGGGCAGGACCUGGUCUCUAAACUGGAGAACCCAGCAUUGUACUACAGCACAGUCAAGAAGGACAAACAAUGUUUGAGGAAGAAAGUGCUUAAGACAGAGCUUCUGGGCUCAAAGUUUAACUCCAUUCUAGAGGAGAGCACGGGAGAAGACGGGGAUUAUCAACCUGUGGGCUCUAUGGCAGAACUGGAGAGGCAAGAGCUGAACUAUGCCGCCCUGGAGUUUCUGGGGGGGCGCUCCAGGGAUGGGGCCUCAGGGAGGGGGGAUGACGGCAGCGACUACACCGAGAUCAAGGCCAAAUGAAUCGCGAUCCUUCCCUGACCCAUCGUCACCGCGGGACACAGUGGCAGCCAUGUUGUCGCCCCCUUCCUCACGUCAUUCACCCCCUCUUCAAACGUCUUCCCCCUCCCCCGUGGACACCAUCACCACC